Messenger RNA from Benincasa hispida (wax gourd), 444 nucleotides. Lineage: Eukaryota; Viridiplantae; Streptophyta; Magnoliopsida; Cucurbitales; Cucurbitaceae. The record is from RefSeq and is a predicted model, not a curated record.
AUGGAGUCUGGUCCUUCUAGUCCUGUACAACUAUAUCAACAAAAUACGCAUUGUUCCCAAUCGAUAUGGGAUAGUUCUUCUACCGUAGUUUUGAGUUGUCAAAGAAGGGAUACAUUUGCACAACAUACUAUCCCAUUUGAUCAACGUAUUAUUCCCUACGUUGAACAUGCAGGUUUUCUUGGGGUUGCACAAAUCGGAUUUAUCCAACUUGAUUGGCACCUCAUUACUGCUCUAGUUGAGCGUUGGAGACCAGAAACCCACACAUUUCACCUGCCUUGUGAGGAAUGUACAAUUACACUGCACGAUGUUGCCAUACAGUUUGGGUUACGAGUGGAUAGGCAACCAUUGACAGGUUCACUACAAUAUAAUUGGAAGAAUGUUUGUGAAGAGCUCCUAGGCGUUCUACCAGAUGAUCUGAAAGGCUCAAGAUUGAGUAUCCUCUAG